Messenger RNA from Cuscuta campestris, 730 nucleotides. The record is from the annotation of a GenBank genome assembly. Lineage: Eukaryota; Viridiplantae; Streptophyta; Magnoliopsida; Solanales; Convolvulaceae.
GAGUUCCCCUUCUGAAGUCGACCGGCUGAAGAAGGAGAAGGAAGAAAUGGCACUCAUCCUGAGGAGCCAGGCUGAUGAGCUGAUCCGGCUGUCUGGGCUGGCCGGGGCAAUGAAGACUGAGAUCUCCCAACUGAAGGAGGAGAAUGGCCGGCUGCUGGACGAGGUCUCUGAAGCAAAAAGAGAGAUGGCGGAGAAGGAAGAAAACUUCCCCGGGCGCGCAGCCGCCUGGGUUGAAGAAAACAAGGCCGAAGCUGCCCGGGUUCUGACGGCGAGUCCAGAAGCUACCAUGGAAUCCUUCAGGCUUCUAUACCGGGAGCCUGAAGGAAGGAAGAUGAUUACCGCUGUCGGAUCUUUCGGAUUCAAGUGCGGGCAAAAGAAAGACCGGGCAGCUUCCCACCGGAUCCUCCUGAAGAGAGACCCGGCCUUCACUGCGGCUUCCUACGGCCUGGCUCCCAUCCUAGAGGAAGAGCCUACUCCCCCUUUCCCCUUAGAUUAGGAUCUCCCCGGCCUAGACCGGUUGUCCUUUAUAAAACUUCUCAACUUGAAAUUUCCCCGGGGAUGCCCGGUGUAGCUGUAAACACUUAACAAUUUUAUUUUACUUGAAUUCCAUGUUUAAUUUUCAUACCGGUUAAUCUUCCAUAUCUGCUUGCUUGUUGACCUAUACUUUGCUCUUGCUUCUUAAAAUUCCAUCAUAGAAAUUCUGACCGGUACAUAAAUUAGGCCACUUCUC